Molecule: messenger RNA, 1425 nt
Organism: Mesorhabditis spiculigera
Lineage: Eukaryota; Metazoa; Nematoda; Chromadorea; Rhabditida; Rhabditidae
Source: the annotation of a GenBank genome assembly
AUGCGGUCCUCCGGCAACCCGUGGCCACGCUGGAUGGGUGUAAUGCAUGGGUAUGAGAUCGAGUACGUCUUCGGCCAGCCCUUCCGCCGUCCUAUGCUCUACGCCCCGGAAAAACUGGCGACCGAGCAAAAAUUUUCGGCGGCGGUGAUGCAGAUGUGGAUCGACUUCACGAAUACCGGAAUGCCAGCGUACUUCUGGCCAAAGUACAAUCGUGUGGAGAAAAAGGCGUUGGUGCUAUCAGAAGACUUGGCCGUUGGUGUGCAUCGGAUCACUGAAGAUGUUCACGGCGCGCAAUGCCGAUUGUUGGCCGAAGCGAAAAGUCUUGUUGGGCAGUUACCAAUCAACGGGGUCGAAUGCCGAUCCCGACGCACGGGCCCUCAAGCCGUCACCGCCUCUGCCAACCCCUAUAAUCUGCCCGUGUUCGAACGGGCCAAGAUGUCGGCCCUGAUGGGGCUGGGCGCUUGCGGCGUCUCGGUGCUCUUCUUCGGCUCCAUGUUCGUCCCGAUCAAGAAGUUUGAUGCUGGCGAUGGCCUCUUCGUGCAAUGGGUGAUGUCGGGCGCGAUCGUGUUGGUUGGCUGGAUCUGCUGGGGUCUCCGCUCGUUCCCCGGCUUCUACCCGCUAGCCAUCUUCGGUCUGUUCGGCAUGCAGGCGCACCCACCGGCUUCAUCGAUUCUCAACUAUUUGGGGCUCGCACUGGUGCUCACGGGUGGCUUCCUCUUCUCGCGUGUAAAAGGCAACGCUGAUGAGACGGAAGACGACACGGCUGGCAAACGGAUCACGCUUCAUCUUCAGGAUGAUCAUCAACUGGAAAACGUGGUAGCCCUGACGAACGGCGAGUGCGAGAAGCUGAAUGUCGGCGAUGGAUCGGACGAUGAGGAAAGCGGAAAGGAUAAAACGGCCGAAGAUACGACCAUCGAAGGCGUUGAGGCAAAGCGAAAGGCAUCUGGCCGUGGCCUUGGCAUCGUCCUUGCUCUAAUCUCCGGCUGCUUCUACGGGCUGACGUUCGUGCCAGUGAUCUACAUGCAAGACAACCUGGACAAGUUCCCGGGGGCUCCUGUUGACGGGCUGAGCUACGUCUUCUCGCACUAUUUUGGAAUCUUCAUCUCUGGCACUGCACUGUUUCUCGGAUACGCGAUUUUCAAGAAAAACAAGCCAAUAAUCAACCCGGAAAUCACGCUGCCCUCUUUUGCCGGCGGACUGAUGUGGGCGAUCGCGCAAUCAUCAUUCUUCAUCGCGAAUGACAACCUGUCACAGGCGGUCACGUUCCCGAUCAUCACCACCCUGCCCGGCUGCGUCGCGUCGUUGUGGAGCAUUCUGUACUUCAGGGAAAUCAAGGGCCAACGCAACUUGACGACGAUGGCCAUCGCCAUUGCUGUCACCCUGACUGGGGCCAGCCUCGUUGGACUAUCGAAAAUCGUCAAUUUA